Cryptotermes secundus is the source of this 3521-nucleotide messenger RNA. RefSeq names its product tyrosine-protein kinase Btk29A (gene Btk29A). Gene Ontology annotation, molecular function: protein binding; non-membrane spanning protein tyrosine kinase activity; ATP binding. Gene Ontology annotation, biological process: peptidyl-tyrosine autophosphorylation. The record is from RefSeq and is a predicted model, not a curated record. The transcript has 13 exons. The coding region runs from base 555 to 2042 and encodes 495 amino acids. NCBI's taxonomy places the organism in Eukaryota, Metazoa, Arthropoda, Insecta, Blattodea, Kalotermitidae.
UCGUCUGUAGCCAGUUAGUUGGUUCUGUGUGCUUGAAAGAGCCACUGUGAGCUCUUAGCACGUCGCAAAGUUAGAAGAGCGAAGUCUUCCUAGUACUUUGAUUGAUUUCCCCGACAUUUCUUGGGACAGGCAUCGCAGGUUUUUGUACUAGAAGAGGAUUCUUUGUUUGAAGGUACACUGACGUCUGUGCGAAGGAUAAUUGCGGUAUUCAAUGUAAAAAAUAUAAACAAGACUAGUUGACGUUUUCCUGAAGAUUACUCAUGGAUUGUAACACUUCUGAACAUGUUUUAUAUAAGACAGUACUUUUCAGAUAGAGUUAUCAGCCCGGGUUUUUAAAUCUCAUUCGGAGCAGGGAUGUAAUGAGGUUAGUGUAUUGUUUAUUAACGUCAGUUUACCCUUCAUCCGAGAUGUCGUGUGCGUGUGGUCUCUGCUCCUGUGAUUCUAUGUUAUUGAUCUGUGACUUGUGUGGGUGUUAUGGUGGUGCCAUCCCGUUGCAAUUCUGAGAGAGCGAUAUAGACAUUUGACACCGGCCGGAUUCGAACUUUGGGCACUGGAUGGGGUUUGGUUGGGGAGCUAUGCGAGUGUUUGGUUACCGGUGGCCAUUUUGGAACUUACCAAGCGUACCAGGUGUUUCGUCCACUCCAAACAUGCCAGGUGGAACCCCAGGAACCCCUUCUUCCAAGGUCAAAGAGAAAUCGAUGAUCAGGCCGAAAGUGGUUGUGGCUUUGUACCCUUUUAAAGCAGUUGAAGGAGGUGACCUUUCCCUUGAGAAGGGUGCAGAGUAUGAGGUACUAGAUGAUUCACAGGACCAUUGGUGGAAAGUGAAAGAUGAGCAAGGGUCCAUUGGUUACAUCCCAAGCAAUUAUGUAAAAGAAAAAGAGCUGCUAGGAUUGCAGAAGUAUGAGUGGUAUGUAGGUGAUAUGUCUCGCCAAAGAGCUGAAUCUUUACUGAAGCAGGAAGACAAGGAAGGUUGUUUUGUAGUCCGUAAUUCUUCUACGAAGGGUCUCUAUACACUCUCACUGUACACAAAAGUUCCUCAUCCACAUGUUAAGCAUUAUCACAUCAAACAAAAUUCCCGGGGUGAAUUUUUCCUUUCUGAGAAACACUGUUGUGGAUCUAUACCAGAUUUAGUCAAUUACCACAGACACAAUAGUGGAGGUUUGGCUUCACGACUCAAGACUAGCCCAUGUGAUCGGCCCGUACCCGCAACUGCAGGGCUUAGCCAUGACAAGUGGGAAAUAGAUCCCCAAGAACUUAUGUUACUGGAAGAGCUGGGCUCAGGUCAGUUUGGUGUAGUUCGACGAGGCAAGUGGCGUGGCUCCAUAGAUGUUGCAGUGAAGAUGAUGAAGGAGGGCACAAUGUCUGAAGAUGACUUCAUAGAGGAAGCCAAAGUUAUGACUAAACUUCAGCACCAGAACCUAGUCCAACUCUAUGGAGUUUGCAGUAAACACAGGCCUAUCUAUAUUGUGACUGAAUAUAUGCGCCAUGGUUCCUUACUGAACUACCUUCGUCGUCAUGAAGCUACACUAGGAGUAAAUGUCGGUAUGCUUCUCGACAUGUGUAUACAGAUUUGUAAAGGAAUGGCAUACUUGGAGAGGCACAAUUACAUUCAUCGAGAUUUGGCUGCUCGUAAUUGCUUGGUUGGCUCAGAAAAUGUUGUGAAAGUUGCUGAUUUUGGGCUUGCAAGGUAUGUGUUGGAUGACCAGUACACAAGUUCUGGAGGAACAAAAUUUCCUAUCAAGUGGGCUCCACCUGAAGUCCUAAACUAUACACGUUUCUCUUCCAAGUCUGAUGUUUGGGCAUAUGGUGUCCUGAUGUGGGAGGUGUUCACAUGUGGGAAGAUGCCAUAUGGAAGACUGAAGAAUGCUGAGGUUGUGGAGAGGGUUCAGAGAGGCAUUAUCCUUGAGAGGCCCAAAGCUUGUUUCAAGGAAGUUUAUGAGGUAAUGAGGAAAUGCUGGAGUCAUUCUCCUGAGGACCGCCCAUCAUUUCGUUCACUCAAGGAACAGCUCCUCAACGUAUCAGAGGGGUUACUGGCCGAUUGACUCUCCCUGCUUCACUCCACCCUGUCCUCAUCAGUGUCACCAAAAUCACCAAAUCCUUCUCCUCAUAAUCCCCCUCAUCCUCCAGGGCCUCCUGCCACAGCUUCACAAGAGGUAUGCAUUUUCUGUGCCUCCUAUAGCAGUGGACAUCCCUGGAUUGAGAUAUGCCGAGCCAUACAGGCAACAAGACGCAAGUGAGGGCAUCUAGAUCUUCGUGUAAGCUGUUGCUUCAAGUCUUCUAAGUCAACAUGGAUUCAUAUGUCAGCAGGACUGAGAUGUGCAAUGUUAAAUGUAUGUGUUCUUUGGAUAUUCCAUGGUAACAGCAAUCUAUAAUCUUUGUCCCUUGUUCUCAUUUUAUAUUGAGCAGUUGUCAGAAUUAUUUUAAGAUGGAACAUUAAUUUUAUAAUGUCACAAAUUCUGGUUGCAAGAAGAAGUUUAUUGUAUGUAAGCAAUGUUAAACUUUCCAGAUUGAACAUUCCUAUGUAGAAUCUCCUGCAGCAGUAUCAUUCACAAAACAUAUCUCUAUAAUCUUUGUGGUGCGUAAUGUUACUUCUUCAGACCUAUGAUGGAUCUCGGUUAGCUUAAGAGUGUUCAUAUAUUUUUGUGGCCAAGAUCUUGGGAUGGUUUUUAACCCCUUGAAGCCAGAAAACUAUGUUUAUCCUUUUGACUUCCGAGCCCCGGUGUAGAACCACUGCCAGAAAUGCCAAGGCUGCUUGGGGGUAAAUGCAAUUUUGCAGAAACACCUGUAAUACUUCCCUCAAGUGACCUUCAAACAGCUGCAGAUAGAGACCAUCUGAAAAACCCCCUUAUUUUCUGUAGACAUGGUUAUCUGAUGCUUGAUACUAUCUGUUGACAGAAAUGCUGUACUAAUCCAUUAACAGCAAGCUGAUCUCUGACUGUGACCUGCUUUAUCUCAUGAUCAGUUUGGAUGUGGUGUACUAAGGGUUAAAAUGGAUGCCAUGAUUCUCAGAGCUUAUAAGUCGCUGAUGCAAGGGUAUUUGAAUUCUCAUUAUUUUAAAGUAAAAAUGUAUAUUUUUCAGAGUUUCUGAAAGCACCCAGGCUUUGAUUAGUACUGUUAUCUAUGUAAAUUAUUCUUAGCUAUAUCAUUGGUUUCAGUUUGAAAUCAGAGAUCUGUUUGACUUAGGCUGGGGCCACACGAGCGCACAAAGUACAUACAUUGCUGAGGACACCACACAGUUGCAGAGUGUGGUGCAUAGUUUUUUGUUUGCUAUGGAGCCUGAAGAAAGCGUAGCAUUCGCCUCUCUUGUUUAUUUCUACGUCGGACGUCAUGACAUUCGUUACAAUGGACGCAUUUUGUGUGCUCGUGUGGCCCCAGCCUUAAUGUUAUGUGCCACAGCACUUUGCCACUUAAAUCUCUACUUUAUUUUAGGCUCAAAGGGAUUAAUAGUUCGAGAGCAGAUGUAGAAUGGGACCCUUAACGUCUCACAACCCUAUGGGCCUUUACAGCCUGUUACAGGGAUA